AACAACUCUGGCCCCGCCUUCCCCUCUUCCUACACCUCCUGUUACUGAAAACCCAUGGUCAGUAGAAAAGCUCCUUCUCUUUGAAUGACAGAACCACAGCAUAAUGCGUGGCUUCAAGCUGCUCCUCUUCUGGGGGUGUUGUGUUAUGGACAUCUGGGAAAUGCACACAGGACCCACACUGAAAUCAACAAUAAAAAGUGUGACCCUCAUCCCAGUGGUUGGGAAUGGAUCACCCUCCUCUGUCCAUCUUCCAGCCCAGAUGCAAAUAAAUGUAGAGAGACUACCAUGUGCCCAGCUUAUGCCACCUGCACCAGCAACAUGGACAGUUACUACUGUACUUGCAAACGAGGCUUCCUGUCCAGCAAUGGACAAAGACGCUUCAAGGGUCCAGGAGUGGAAUGCAAAGAUAUUGAUGAAUGUUCUCAAAGCCCCCAGCCCUGUGGUCCUAACUCAGUCUGCAAAAACCUGUUGGGGAGAUACAACUGUGCCUGUUUACAUGGUUUCUCUUCUCCCACUGCAAAUGGCUGGAUCUCAGGAAAGCCAGGCAAUUUCUCCUGUACUGACAUCAAUGAGUGCCUCACCAGCGGGAUCUGCCCUGAGCAUUCUGACUGUGUCAACUUUAUGGGAAGCUACUUUUGCAGCUGUCAAAUCGGAUUCAUCUCUAGAAACUCCACCUGUGAAGAUGUGGAUGAAUGUCUCAAUCCAAGAGCUUGCCCGGAGCAUGCAACUUGCCAUAACACUGUUGGAGCCUACACUUGUCUCUGCAACCCAGGAUUUGAAUCCAGCAGUGGCCUCUUGAGUUUUCAGGGUCUCAGAGAAUUGUGUGAAGAUGUGGAUGAAUGUUCCAGGAACUCAAAUCUUUGUGGUCCCAAUUCUGUCUGCACCAACAUCCCAGGAGGAUACAAUUGCUCCUGCCUGCCCGGAUAUUUUUUGCCUGCUUCUCAGACCCUUAAAGAUCCACAGGCUUUUGGAUGUACAGAUAUCGAUGAAUGCACUGAAAUGUGCCCCAUCAAUUCAACAUGCACCAACACUCCUGGGAGCUACUUUUGCACCUGCCACCCUGGCUUUGCACCAAGCAAUGGACAGCUGAAUUUCACAGACCAAGAAGUGGAAUGUAGAGAUAUUGAUGAGUGCCUCCAAGAUCCAUCAACAUGUGGUCCAAAUUCUGUUUGCACCAAUGUCCUGGGCUCCUACAACUGUGGCUGCAUUGCAGGCUUUCGUCCCAAUUCAGAAGGCUCCCAGAAAGAUGGCAACUUCAGCUGCCAAAGGCUGCCCUUCAAAUGUAAGGAAGAUAUGAUACCCAAUAAUGAACAGGCCCAGCAAUGCCAAGAGGGAACCACAAUGAAACCUGAAUAUGUCUCGUUUUGUGCACUAAUAAAUGACAUGUUCGACAUUCUGGACAAUGUGUGUGAAAAUGAAAGGACUGUAGUUUCCAUGAAGAGUAUGGCUGAGAGCUUUGUUCCUGUGCUUGAACAAAUGUCCACAUGGACAAACUUCACCAAGACAGAGACAUCCUCCCUGGCCACAGUCUUCCUGGAGAGUGUGGAGAGCACAGCACUGGCAGCUUUUUUGAGACCCUCAGAGAAUGCCACUCAGACUGUCCAGACGGAAUACUUAGACAUCGAGAGCAAAGUUAUUGACAAACAAUGCAGUGAAGAGAAUGUGACUUUGAGUUUGGCAGCUAAAAGGGAUAAGAUGAAGAUCGGGUGUUCCACAAUUGAGGCAUCUGAAUCCAGAGGAACCACUGGCGUGGCUUUUGUCUCCUUUGUGGGUGUGGAGUCUGUUUUAGACAAGCGCUUCUUCCACAACCCCCAGACUCCCUUGGCCAACUCUGAGGUGAAGCUGAAGAUGAAUUCUCGAGUUGUUGGGGGCAUCAUGACUGGGGAGAAGAAAGAUGGCUUCUCAGAUCCAGUCAUCUACACUCUGGAGAACAUUCAGCCAAAGCAGAAGUUUGAGAGGCCCAUCUGUGUUUCCUGGAGGACAGAUGUGGAGGGUGGGAGAUGGACACCCUCUGGCUGUGUGGUCCUGGAAGCUUCUGAGGUGCAUACCAUCUGCAGCUGCAACCACUUGGCAAAUCUUGCCAUUAUCAUGGCGUCUGGGGAGCUCACGAUGGGCUGCGCCAUCAUUGCGGGCUUCCUGCACUACUUUUUCCUUGCUUGCUUCUUCUGGAUGCUGGUGGAAGCUGUGAUGCUCUUCCUGAUGGUCAGAAACCUGAAGGUGGUGAAUUACUUCAGCUCUCGCAACAUCAAGAUGCCGUACCUCUGUGUCUUUGGUUAUGGGCUGCCAGGGCUGGUCGUGGUGAUCUCUGCCAGUGUGCAGCCACAAGGCUAUGGAAUGUAUAAUCGCUGCUGGCUGAAUACAGAGGCGGGGUUCAUCUUGAGUUUCUUGGGGCCAGUUUGCAUAGUCAUAAUGAUCAAUUCCAUCCUCUUGACCUGGACCUUGUGGAUCCUGAGGCAGAGGCUUUCCAGCGUCAAUGCCGAAGUCUCGACACUAAAAGACACCAGAUUGCUGACCUUCAAGGCCUUUGCCCAGCUCUUCAUCCUGGGCUGCUCCUGGGUGCUGGGCCUUUUUCAGUUUGGACCUGUGGCAGGUGUCAUGGCCUACCUGUUCACCAUCAUCAACAGCCUGCAGGGGUCCUUCAUCUUCCUCAUUCACUGUCUGCUCAACCACCAGGUACGAGAAGAAUACAAGAGGUGGAUCCCUGGGAAGACCAAGCCCAGCUCUGAGUCCCAGACCUCAAGGAUCUCACUCUCCUCCAUGCCGUCCACUUCCAAGACGCUUAACAUGGAAAUGAGGAUCCCACCUGCCCCAGAACUCUCUGGGGAAGAAUGUUUGCAGCUGUCCUCCCACGAUUGUGUGCACUGAUGAGAAUCAGGGGUUUCUGCUCCAAAUCACCAUUUUAUCUUCUGUGCUCUGCAGCUUUUUGAAUUCCAGAGUUUUUGAGAACUGACCCCAAUUCAAUGGCAUGACGAAGGACACCUGGCCACCAUUUUGCUUUAUCCUGCCCUUCUUGGUGCGUGUUUCUAAGCGGGCCCUCCAGCGCCUGACACAGAGGACCUCUCAAUAAAUGACUUGUCAUC
Messenger RNA from Sapajus apella (tufted capuchin), 3080 nucleotides. RefSeq names its product adhesion G protein-coupled receptor E1 (gene ADGRE1). Gene Ontology annotation, molecular function: G protein-coupled receptor activity; calcium ion binding. Gene Ontology annotation, biological process: adenylate cyclase-activating G protein-coupled receptor signaling pathway; cell surface receptor signaling pathway. The transcript is spliced from 22 exons. Gene Ontology annotation, cellular component: membrane. The record is from RefSeq and is a predicted model, not a curated record. Lineage: Eukaryota; Metazoa; Chordata; Mammalia; Primates; Cebidae. Bases 85 to 2865 code for a protein of 926 amino acids.